This is a messenger RNA of Mustela erminea (ermine), 869 nucleotides long. It is a transcript of the gene ATP6V1G3, whose product is annotated as ATPase H+ transporting V1 subunit G3. Gene Ontology annotation, cellular component: vacuolar proton-transporting V-type ATPase complex. Lineage: Eukaryota; Metazoa; Chordata; Mammalia; Carnivora; Mustelidae. Gene Ontology annotation, biological process: proton transmembrane transport. The transcript is spliced from 4 exons. The record is from RefSeq and is a predicted model, not a curated record. Bases 494 to 829 code for a protein of 111 amino acids. Gene Ontology annotation, molecular function: proton-transporting ATPase activity, rotational mechanism.
AUAUAAUAGAUCACAUAGUAAGUGAUCAAAAAAUGUUAGCUUAACAAAUGCUAUAUUCUCAUGUCAAAAUUUGGGUGAGGGGUUCAUAGAUUUAGCCAGCUGCUCAAAGAAUUCUGUGUCUCAGAAAUUCAACCACUGUGGUAAGUGAAGCUGUGAAAGGCAGGAGAAAUUAUUCAAAAAGAAUGUGCAGAAGCAGAUGAGAAAAAUAAGUAAGAAUCUCGGGGAACUAUCUGAGCUUGAUGAGUGAGAGAGAGAGAAGGAACCAGAUAAGAAAACUGAGAAGUAAUGCAGAGGUAAAGCAGAAACCAGGAACUGGCAGGGUCACAGAAGCCAGAAGAGGAAAUAUUUUUAAGAAAAAAAAUAUCACAUACUUCAGCCAUGUGGAAGAAGCUCAACUGUAAGAAUGAUCGACUGGAUCUGACAAUAAUAUGGCAAAAUGGCAGAGGUGAGGGAAGACUCAAUCCCCAUGACUGACUGAUACUGCCUUUGGAAGAUGAGUUUCUCUCUGUGCAUCAAGUUGACAAGGCAUUUGGGGUGGCGCACUGAAAAGGAAGGAAAAGAGAAGCGACUGAAGCAAGCUAAAGAAGAAGCUAUGGCAGAAAUUGACCAGUACAGAAUGCAGAGAGAUAAGGAGUUCAGACUGAAGCAAUCUAAGAUAAUGGGCUCUCAAGGUAAUCUCUCAGAAGAAGUAGAAGAGCAAACACAAGGGAAGAUAAAAGAACUGAAUGGAAGCUACAACAAAUACAUGGAAAGUGUGUUGAAGCAGCUUUUGAACGCUGUUUGUGAUGUGAAGCCAGAAAUCCAUGUAAACUACAGAGCCACCAACUAAAUGGGCACCCCACUGUUCAAUAAAAGCUAUAUGCAUGCCA